Messenger RNA from Haliotis rubra (blacklip abalone), 1018 nucleotides. RefSeq lists its product as uncharacterized. Gene Ontology annotation, molecular function: UDP-glycosyltransferase activity. The transcript is spliced from 2 exons. Bases 170 to 913 code for a protein of 247 amino acids. Lineage: Eukaryota; Metazoa; Mollusca; Gastropoda; Lepetellida; Haliotidae. The record is from RefSeq and is a predicted model, not a curated record.
UACAUGUAAAUGUGACAAAGGAUCUGCUUAAUAGCCGUUGACUGCAUAUUUCAUGAUAUUGUGGUGCGUCCGUGUGUGUUUUAGAGGAAGGUUCAGAAUUGCGUUGAUUUGAGGACUACUGAAUGAGAGGAAGCUGGGUUUGAAGACCGUGAUCUUUUCCUGUUGAAAGAUGUCACUCUCUACGUUCGUCCUUCUGACCACAUUUGUCAGUUGUUGCCAUGGGGCCAAGAUUCUUCUUAUGCCAACUCCAUUAACAAGCCACUGCCUGGAAAUUAUGUCCAUUGGGCAAGCUCUUCUGAAACGAGGCCAUGACGUUACCUUGUUUGCCGUCCUCUCUGAUUCCAAAUCCUGUAUCGGAAAGUUUGAUAUGGAGACUUUCAAGGAGAAAUUCACUCUUAUUGUUCCUGAUCUGGACCCAUCGAUACAGAAGGCACAUGAUGAUGUGAUGACAACUGUAGGCAAACUCAUUUUUAAUCGAGGUAGGAAUGUGGGAAAUGUUUUUGAACUUUUGAAACCAAUGAUCCAUAAUCACUGCAGUGCUGCAAUGAAAGAUAGGGUUGUUUUAGAAAGGUUGAAAAAGGACAAUUAUGACAUUGCAUUGAUAGAUCGAAUGCCUGGUUCUGAAUGUCUGUUUGCAAUCGCCGCCUAUCUUGGGGUUCCAACAGCUGCUGUGUUCUCCUACCUUGACCCCAGAGACACUGGAAUGCCUCUACAAAGUAACACAUUACCUCACUUGAUGUCUAGUUUCACCAAUGACAUGACAUUCCCUGAAAGAUUCCUCAACACAUUAUCCUUCUUCGCCAGUCGUAUCAUGUACAAAGUGUUUUUAACAUCUGCAGACUACUCCAUGUUGGAUGAAAAACUGGAAGGUGUCGACGCCAACAAUCUGGUAACAAAGUCUUUGCUUUUAUAGAAAACUCUGACUAUAUCAUUGACUACCCCAAAGCUGUGUUUCCGAAUUUUGUUCAGUGUGGUGGUCUGACAGCAAGCCCAGCAAAUCCACUUUCAGCUGAGAUGA